This is a messenger RNA of Anolis carolinensis (green anole), 858 nucleotides long. It is a transcript of the gene fmc1, whose product is annotated as formation of mitochondrial complex V assembly factor 1 homolog. The coding region runs from base 140 to 478 and encodes 112 amino acids. The record is from RefSeq and is a predicted model, not a curated record. The transcript has 2 exons. Gene Ontology annotation, cellular component: mitochondrion. NCBI's taxonomy places the organism in Eukaryota, Metazoa, Chordata, Lepidosauria, Squamata, Anolidae.
CUAAAGGUUGGGAGCGAGCAAAGAGAGAGCUGGGUAGAAAGGGCCGUUGCUUAUUGGCCUUUACGAGAAAGCGCCGCGUCCUUAUUGGCUGGCGCUGCUGCAGCUGGGGGUUCCGGACUUCGGAAGCGGGCGAAGGCGGAUGGCGUUGCUGGGGUCUCCGCUCCGCACUUUCCGUGGCCUGGCGCGCGAGUUCCGGUUGGCGCAAGGAGGGGCCGGAGGCUCCUUCCGGGACGUCCCUGCUUAUCGGUAUUUGAGGGAGGCCUUCCGCGCCCACAGGGUAACCAGUGAAAAAUUGUGCAGAGCCCAGCACGACCUACAUUUCCAGGCUGCUACCUAUCUCUGUCUUCUCCGUAGUGUCAGGAAGCACUUAACGCUACACAAAGAAUAUCAUGGAAAAGGAGAUCGGACGGCAGAGCAAGUGGCUGGACUUGUCGGCCUUAAACUACCACAGCAGCCUGGAGGGAAAGGAUGGGAAUGACAAAUAUUAAACUUCUAAAUCUUACUUCACAAAAAUUGAUAAUUAAUAUUUUUCAGCCCUAUUUGUUUAAAUAAAAUGUUUGCAUGCAAUACAAGAUUUCCAACUAGAUAUUUAUGUUACUGUAGUUUAAAAUAUAAUUAGAAGAAUUGCUUGCAAAAAGUUAUUUUGAUGCCUACUCAGUGUUUGAUUCUAACUUGAUAACAUUAUCAUAGUCAUGGAAUAAUGCAGACAAUUAGGUCUCUUAUUGGUAUUAUAUUGUCUGUCCCAGCAGGAUCUUUCCAAACCCCUUGAGUAAAAUGACCAAGGGCAUGCUGACCUCAAAUUUUGUCUUACUGAACAGAAUGAGAUUUAUUUAGAAAUAAAUAUGCAUAGACUUGUGA